Messenger RNA from Danio rerio (zebrafish), 1125 nucleotides. The record is from RefSeq and is a predicted model, not a curated record. NCBI's taxonomy places the organism in Eukaryota, Metazoa, Chordata, Actinopteri, Cypriniformes, Danionidae.
UUUACACUAUAAUCACAUUGUACGAGAUUAUUGGUUUCAGUGUGAGUACAUACUAGUUAAGGCCACUUAAUAUAAAUUCCUAUGCAGAUAAAGGGUGAGACUUUAGUACUGACCACUAAUCAUGGUCUAAGAAUUUAUAUGUGAGCAAUGGCUCUAAUAUUUAGUGUACAAAAUUCUGAUUUGAUUAUAAAAUCUUCAGAUUUAGUGCUGAGCAUGACAGAAAAGAGGAAAUUGCAUGUUGUAUUCCUAAAACUAUUUUUCAGUUAAUUGUGGGGGGAAAAAGAGGACCUUCUACUUUAACAUGAACCAUAAAGCGGAAAAAGAAUGGGGAAAAGGAAGAGCUACUCCACUCCUCAGAAAUGGAUUUACAUGAAUGUGUUCAUGAGGAAUACCUCUCAUGUGUAUAUAAGGAGACGUUUAGACCUCAUUUAGAACACAUCAGCUCUGAAAUCUUCAAGCUCUCCAAAACAUCUCCUGAUUCCUUCUGUGAUUGACAAGAAACGUCUAGAAGAAUGAGAAGCCUGAUGUUUCUGCUGGUUCUGGUGCUCUUCUGCUGUGUACAAGAGACUUCAUGUUCUCCAAUUCCAAUAAAUUCAGCAAAAUCAGUCUGCUGUGAAGCGACCACUCAUAGAAAUAUUCCUCUGAAGCAGAUAAUGUCUUACCAGUGGACCACCAGAUGUCCUAUAAAAGCCAUUGUGUUUAAGACAAUUGCAGGCAGAGAGAUCUGUGUAGAUCCUCAGAACACCUUGGUGAAGAAACAAGUUGCUAAACUGGACAAAAGAAGAUCUACUACAGCUUUAUCUCCUAAAUCCACAUCUACAACAGCAGAAACUCCAGCAGCCACAUCUGGUACAACAUCUUCUUCUGAAUCCACAUCUGCAAAAUCAUCUCCAGCAUCCACAUCUGCUACAGCAUUAUCUCAUGAAUACACAUCUGCGUCAACAGUAACCUUUACUACAGCAGAGUCUCACAGCACCUCAGUUUAGAUGAAUCUGCAGUUAUUUGAAAACAUUAAUUUUUAUAUUGCAUAUUCACUCUAUUUCUAAUGUAUAUUUGAACGUCUAAUAUUUAAAAAAAUUGUUUACGCUAAAUGGAAUUUUGUUCAUCUUUUUUAAUAAAACAAGC